AUGACUUUCACUGAAGAAGAAGACCACAAAUUGAUCCAACUGGUCGAACAAUACGGCAAAAAGUGGCUACAAAUUUCAAAAUAUUUCCAAAAUAAAAACCAUGAACAACUCAAGCAUCGUUACAGGAACAUUGACCCCACUGUGAGGAGGGGCAAAUGGGACCCCAAAGAAGACAGCGAACUUAUAGAAGCCAUCUUUUAUGGUGUCGAAGACCGCAUCGUUAAUCUGGACUAUACCUUUGCAGACAGAGCCCGAAGAGAUAUCAUUCUCAGAAUCCGAGCUAUCCAUAAUGUCUGUGUCAAGAAUUUCCUACCAAAAGGAGAGCAGAAGGGUAAAUUAAAUACGAAAAUAGGAAGCUCUCGCAGGCUGAAGCACACACGUAAAAGAGUUGUCAAACGAGAGUCAAAGGCUGAGAGCCCGGACAGAAGUACUGAAAGUUCUUGCAGAAGUAUAGUAAAAACUGAGAAUACAGUAAUUAAACAAGAGUUUCAUCCUGGAGUCAACUCAGAGCAAAUGAAGAGCAACACCAGCGGAUACCUCCUUAAAGAAGAAACAAAGGAUGAUAAUUGGACCACUUCUGAGAUCCAGCAGAUCUUCACUUUGCAUCAAGCACUUGGUGAAAAAUGGGAAGAAAUUAAGCCCUUUAUCACCAACCGAACCUCUGAAGAGAUUAGAUACAAAUUUUAUGAAAUAUUACAGCUCACCGCUUGAGAGUACAAGAAAGAUGUUGACCAGAGCAAAGGCUUGCUAUCUGAUAAGUUUCCUAACAAAUCCACUUUAUACCUAGAGGAUCCUCUAAAUUGCCCCCAAAAUAACCUACUAAUCUUCAUUGAAAUGGCCGAAUACCUCCUCAACAACAACAGUAAUAUACUAACCCGACCCUCAGUAGAAGAUUUACAGAAUUUUUUGAAGGAAGAAACCAAAGACUCCUUCCCCCAGCCCCAGCCCCCAGAGGACCAAAGCUCGAAGCCUAAGCGCAAGGGGGCUCCUAAAACAGCAGAGCUUACUAAAAUGAUCUCAGGGUUUUCAUGGAGUAAAAAUACCUGCGAAUCCGACGAGGACUCAUCAUCAGAUAAUGACUCUUACAUCUCCUUAGUAAUAAAUGAAAACUCUAAGAACCUUGAGAAGGCCAGUGAGCUAGGCACUCUCUAACUUAAUUUA
Molecule: messenger RNA, 1161 nt
Organism: Moneuplotes crassus
Lineage: Eukaryota; Ciliophora; Spirotrichea; Euplotida; Euplotidae
Source: the annotation of a GenBank genome assembly